Messenger RNA from Chilo suppressalis (striped riceborer), 1601 nucleotides. Lineage: Eukaryota; Metazoa; Arthropoda; Insecta; Lepidoptera; Crambidae. The record is from the annotation of a GenBank genome assembly.
CAGAUUUGCCAUGUGAUUUGUAUCUCUGAAUUUGUAUCCAUAGGUUUUUAUUUUAAAAAUUUCUAAUAUUAUUCUUUUUGCUUAGUACUUUUGGUAAAAUGGGGAAACUAGAUGUUGCUAUAUUACGGUAUUUAACUGCAGAAGACUUUCGUGUGUUGACAGCGGUUGAAAUGGGAAUGAAGAACCACGAACUAGUCCCGGGGUCUUUAGUUGCAUCCAUAGCAAAUCUUCGACACGGUGGUGUAUACAAACUGAUGAAAGAACUAUGUAAACAUAGGUUGUUAACAUACGAACGGGGAAAGCAUUAUGAUGGAUAUCGUCUCACCAAUGCAGGCUAUGACUACUUAGCUUUGAAAGCUUUGGCAAAUCGCAAAGUGAUAGCUUCUUUUGGUAAUCAGAUUGGUGUUGGCAAGGAGUCCAAUAUUUACACCGUAGCUGAUGAAGAUCAUAAUCCACUGUGUCUCAAACUUCAUAGGUUAGGUCGCACAUGCUUUCGAAACAUAAAAGACAAACGGGACUAUCAUGCGCACCGCAACACAGCUUCGUGGUUGUAUCUGUCGCGCAUAUCUGCCACGAAAGAGUUCGCCUACAUGAAAGCAUUGUAUGAUAGAGAGUUUCCCGUCCCUAAACCCAUAGACUUCAAUAGACACUGUGUAGUUAUGGAACUCGUGCGAGGAGGGCCUCUCACCCACGUAACCGCAGUGGAUGAUCCUGAAGCCUUAUAUGAUGAACUAAUGAACCUCAUAGUUCGUCUGGGUAACUGUGGUGUGAUACACGGGGACUUCAACGAGUUCAACAUCAUGAUAGACGAGGCCGGCCACCCUAUCAUCAUCGACUUCCCACAGAUGGUCUCCACUUCACAUACCAAUGCUGAGUUAUAUUUCGACCGUGACGUGCGUUGCGUACGCGAGUUCUUCAAGAAGCGUUUCGGCUACGAGAGCGAGUUGUUCCCGCGCUUCUCUGAUCUACAGCGCGACGACAGAUUGGAUGCAGACGUAGCAUGUUCCGGAUACAAGCGGAGCAAAGGAGACGAUCAACAAUUGCUGCAGGAGAUGGGUAUAGAUCUAGCAGUGGAAGGUGAGGAGUCCAGCUCUGAGGAAGAAGAAAUGACACCACCACAACCUGUCUCUAACUAUACGGACGACGAACUUACCAAACUGCGGGAACAGGUUGAGGCUUCCAUACAUGACGACGAAACCAAACCGAUAGGGGAAGUCGUGGUGAAAACUAAAGAACUCCGCAUCACAGGGCAAGAGGAAGACUCAGAAGCGCCGGAACUGAUAAAAGUCGACACUGAAUCAGCUAAAUCUAAAAAUGCGCACGAUGAAACGUCACCGGAAAAGAACUCACAGGAGUGCAGACUGGCGAUGAUAGAGAAAGCCUUAUCUGACGCCAGGUCUAUGAGGACUUAUACGUCAGCUAGUACCAUAGCCCCGGAAGUUGUUAAGCAGCAAGUCAAAAGGAAUUUAGAAGCGAGACAGAAACAGAUGGAGAGAAGGAAGGCCAUAGCGAAAGGCGAAGCUAGCGCCACCACGCGGACGCGGCGGGACAACCGCGAGACUAUACGCGAAAGCCACGGACUGUGGGGGUGGGACGAGUGA